UGAUUUAAAUCCUCCCAUCUAACAAAGUGCUUAACAAAGUAUCAGUCCCUCUUUUUCUCUCUCGUCUCUCUUUUUCCCUCUUUUCGCCCUUUUCUCCGUGACUUUCUCUCUAUAAUGGAGGCUAUGGUGUAUUUGUUUCUUCUCCCUGUCUUCUACCUCUUCUUCCUCCUAUGGAAGUUCAUUGAUGGGAAGAGAGACCAAGAGUGUUACAUAUUAGAUUAUCAGUGUUACAAGCCAACCGACGAUAGAAAGCUAAGCACUGAGUUUUGCGGCGACAUGAUCAGGAGAAACAAGAGCUUGGGUCUCCAGGAGUACAAGUUCCUCUUGAAGGCUAUUGUUAACUCCGGCAUCGGGGAAGAAACCUAUGGCCCGAGAAAUGUGUUUUCCGGCAACGAAACACAUCCUUCUGUUCUAGAUGGCAUCUCGGAGAUGGAUGAGUUCUUUAAUGAUAGCAUUGAGAAACUAUUGGACAGAGUUGGAGUGUCUCCUUCGGAGAUUGAUGCGCUUGUUGUGAAUGUAUCAAUGAUCACAACGGCUCCUUCUUUGGCUGGCAGGAUAAUUAACCGUUACAAGAUGAGGGAAAACAUCAAAGCCUUCAAUCUCACGGGAAUGGGGUGCAGCGCGAGUCUAAUAUCAAUCAACAUUGUCCAAAACCUCUUCAAAUCCUACAAGAAUAUGUACGCUCUUGUUGUGACUUCGGAGUCAUUAAGCCCCAAUUGGUACACCGGCAAUGACAGAUCAAUGAUCCUCUCCAACUGCCUGUUCCGUUCGGGUGGAUGCGCAGUGCUUUUGACCAACAAAAGAGCCCUACGGCACCGAGCCAUGCUGAAACUGAGGUGCCUUGUCCGCACACACCACGGUGCCAAAGAUGAAUCAUUUGGGUGUUGCAUACAGAAGGAAGAUGACCAGGGGCGGCUGGGGUUCUUUCUCAACAAGAGCCUCCCGAAGGCUGCGACAAGGGCUUUCAUCGACAACCUUAGGGUGAUAUCCCCUAAGAUAUUGCCCGUACGGGAACUUCUCCGCUACAUGGUAGCCUCACUCGUUCGAAAAAUGUACCAAAACUCCAAGGGUGGUGGGAAAGUGGUCAUCAACUUUAAAACCGGCGUGGACCAUUUUUGUAUCCACACCGGCGGAAAGGCGGUCAUUGAUGGCAUCGGGAAAAGCCUCGAGCUGACUGAGUAUGAUCUGGAGCCUGCAAGGAUGACCCUUCAUCGAUUCGGGAACACAUCUGCUAGUAGCCUCUGGUAUGUUUUGGCGUACAUGGACGAAAAGAAGAGGCUGAAAAAGGGAGAUAGAGUUCUAAUGAUCAGCUUCGGAGCAGGGUUCAAGUGCAACAGUUGUAUGUGGGAGGUGGCGAGGGAUUUAGAUGGCGGAAAUGUUUGGAAGGACUGCAUUGACAGCUACCCACCUGAAAGCCUAUCCAACCCGUUUAUGGAGAAGUACGGUUGGAUCAAUCAGGCAGAUGAAAACACCUUUGAAGAGAAAAUGAAAGAGAUAGAUGAAGCAAAGGCCUUGAAACUUCGGUGAAAAGGUUAAUCAUCAUCAUCAUCAUCAUCCCCAUAACCUAUAUUGUUUGUGAUUUAUCUGUGAGAGUAGUCCCCGCAACUGUGUUAAAUAUUUAAUGCAACUGUAAGCUGUCAUUGUUGAAUCCCCUCUGUGGAUUCAUUAGCCAAAUAAGAUGCAUAUGCUUCCAUCCAAUAGAUGAUCAACAAAUCUGACAUCCUAUCGGAGGGC
Vitis vinifera (wine grape) is the source of this 1734-nucleotide messenger RNA. Its product is annotated as 3-ketoacyl-CoA synthase 12. NCBI's taxonomy places the organism in Eukaryota, Viridiplantae, Streptophyta, Magnoliopsida, Vitales, Vitaceae. The record is from RefSeq and is a predicted model, not a curated record. Gene Ontology annotation, molecular function: acyltransferase activity, transferring groups other than amino-acyl groups. Bases 115 to 1527 code for a protein of 470 amino acids. Gene Ontology annotation, cellular component: membrane. The transcript has a single exon. Gene Ontology annotation, biological process: fatty acid biosynthetic process.